AUGGAGAACUCACCCCCCGUCUCAUCCAACGGCCUGAAUGGCUCCCAUUCUGAAUUUCCCAGCGUACCGGGUGAAAAAAUCAGUAAUGACUCCCACGUUAUUCACAAGAGAAGCCAUUCAGGAGGCAUCCUUUCCAAACUAUCAUUUCUAAGGACAGCCGGUGACAGCUCAGAACGGGAACCCCUGAGUCCCGAAUUCACACCCGGCGAUGAUCGUAUCUCACCAAAGAAAGGAAGCCGAGCCAUGGCCGUAGCAGUUCAGCAACAGAAGACUCGGAGGAGAAAAGGCUCGCUAAGAAAAGCAGCCCUGUUAGGGAGAGGCGCUCAACGAGACAAGAAAGACACCAAAAUGUACCCUCUCGAUACGGGGGUCACUAGUAUGUACGGGCAUGAAUCUCUAAGCCCAACGUCUCCCGAGGAAUUAAACCAAGCGAAUGGCUUUGGCUUGGGGAUCUCUGCUAUGACGCCCCGCCCCUCCAUGGACGGUUUUGCAAGCAAGAACCCUCUCCUAUCACCUAUUACCCUUCCCAUGGGAACAGACGAUCAUCUUGUGACAUCCCCCACAUCAGGCCCGGCAACCAGCCCAACACUCACAUACACGUCUACAACAGACGAGGACGACAUUCUCAGUAUCCCCGACCGUAAUCUCCCUACCCAACAACUAUCCGCGGGCGCCGACUCCUACUUCCCCCCCAGUUCCGGCUCACUAACCCGGCGUCGCUCAGCGCAAAAAUCAACCUCACCACUAUCAAUCGCCGGCCUGGUGACCAGUCCCCUCCCCGCCCCCGACGCCGAAUGGGACUACGCGGAGACGGAGUGGUGGGGCUGGGUGAUGUUGAUUGUGACAUGGGUGGUGUUUGUCACGGGCAUGGGCUCGUGUCUCGGUGUCUGGAGUUGGGCUUGGGACGUGGGAGAGACGCCGUAUGCGCCGCCUGAACUGGAGGAUGAUCCUACACUGCCUAUUGUGGGGUACUAUCCUGCGCUGAUUAUUUUGACGGCCGUGAUGGCUUGGGUGUGGGUUGUGGUAGCGUGGGUGGGUAUGAAAUAUUUUCGGCAUGCUAAGAUUAGUGGUGAUUGA
Messenger RNA from Lachnellula hyalina, 1077 nucleotides. RefSeq lists its product as uncharacterized. The transcript has a single exon. Bases 1 to 1077 code for a protein of 358 amino acids. The record is from RefSeq and is a predicted model, not a curated record. Lineage: Eukaryota; Fungi; Ascomycota; Leotiomycetes; Helotiales; Lachnaceae.